Molecule: messenger RNA, 3202 nt
Organism: Bactrocera oleae (olive fruit fly)
Lineage: Eukaryota; Metazoa; Arthropoda; Insecta; Diptera; Tephritidae
Gene: IKKbeta
Product: I-kappaB kinase beta
Biological process (GO): peptidyl-serine phosphorylation; tumor necrosis factor-mediated signaling pathway; positive regulation of transcription by RNA polymerase II
Cellular component (GO): cytoplasm; IkappaB kinase complex
Molecular function (GO): IkappaB kinase activity; ATP binding
Source: RefSeq, a predicted model, not a curated record
AUUUUGACAUAAGUAUGUUCAUUCGUUAUUUUACCAGAGAACGUACAUAAUAUACGUUCUCUGAUUUUACUUUUGACACAAUGUAUUUGUUAUUUUUCCACAAGUGAGUUUUUAAUGUGAAGUGAUACGGAAGUAAAGUAAAGUUGUUUGGGGUUUUUAUUUACCGUCAUAUAGUGCUUGUUGUACAGUUAAAGUUUUAAAAAGUAAACAUAGUGUCGUGUGUGUAAACAAUUUUUCCGAAAAUUAUAUAAAAAUGAAUAAUACUAUGGGUUCCUUUGGGCAAUGGCAGUUCAAGCGACAGCUGGGCAGAGGUGGAUUUGGAAACGUUCAUUAUUGGCGGAAUGGGGAAACCGGUGAAGAAAUUGCAACGAAAAUCGUAAAAGAGAAUCAUAACCUCAGCAAAGAUGAAAUCGCCAAACUACAACAACGGUGGCGACAAGAGAGCGAAUGGAUGAACCAACUGCAGACGCCUUACAUAGUGCGUGGUCUAAACGAAAUAGUUGACAAGCCAUUUUUAGAAUAUCUAACACAGCAAAACGCCUGGCUACAGCUACAGCCCAUCGUCAUGGAGUAUUGCAAUGGUGGGGAUUUGCGUGCACAGCUAUUGCUAGUGGAAAACACAAACGGUUUAAUAGAAUACGAGGUACGCGAAGUUUUACUGGCACUACGUCAUGCAAUUGAAUUUUUACACACGAAAUGUCGUAUCGAACACAGAGACUUGAAACCGGACAAUAUAGUCAUACAUCACAUUGGCAAUCGACGGUUGUACAAGCUCACUGAUUUCGGCUUUGCACGUAGUACUAGUGAGAACACGAUGCUAAAAAGCAUCGUCGGUACAAGAAAUUACGUUGCGCCAGAGGUUCUAGAUACGGCUGAAUAUAAAAAUACCGUUGACUACUGGUCGAUGGGAGUAAUUGCAUUCGAAUUGAUCUGUGGCAAUCUGCCUUUCAUUCCUCAUCAACAGCUAUUUAAUAUAGUAACAAAUAUACGAAAGAAAAAGGAAAGAUGUAUUGCCAUCACGGAGGAUUUCUAUGAAAAUAGAUAUGAAUUCAAUGAUCAUAUGCCAUUUGAAAAUCGCAUGAGUACUGUAUUCUUAAAAUCCAUCGAAGCAUGGUUAAGCACAGCAUUAGAUCAAAACUACAGUACGCGCGGCACACGUCUGUCACCAGUGACUAUGAAACGCGUAUUAACAUUUUAUAGUGAGCUGGACUCGAUUUUAUCACAGAAAGUGUUGACGGUAUUUUAUUUGCCAACCUUAACAUUUUACGCAUACAUAGUCACACCGGAGAUGACCUUGCGCAAUUUUAGAGAUAUUAUUAAGCGAGAUAUUGGCAUAGAGAACUUCAUUUGCAUUUUUCCAACCGGUCAUCCACGAUCUGAGCUUUCACAUACUUACAAGCCACUAGAUUUUUUUGUGGAAGAAUGGCAAGAUACACGCGAUGCCAAUAAUCCGCCAGUGAUGCUGUAUAUUGCGGGUAUGGAAACGGCAUACACUAUACCUACAGCACAUAUUCCUUUAUAUAUAAAAAAAUAUUUUAAUGCUAAAAUUGAAUUGCCUGAAAGCGUUUUGAAGAUUAUCGAGCAAAGCACACACUUUUUGCUCAGCAACGAACAACUUCAACUCGAGGCUUUUGUCUGUGGCCUAAAAGAACAAGCACUCACCAUCGAACACCAAAUAUUCCACUAUAAUACUGACAUUAAAGGCAACAAGUUAGAACACUACUUUCAUGCGCUCACAGAAAUGCAUGGUCGUGUAGAACAGUUUGCCAUUGGCAUUGAAGCGGCGAAGAAAACGUGUAACAUGCAGGGUGAAAGAUGUGCAAAUUUCUUUAACGAUUGGUUUGCUAAGGCGAAUAAAUUCAAAGCAGUUAUGGCCGAUUUAGAGGGACUGAAAACCAAAGUGAACAGAUAUUACAAGUCCGGAUUGAGGCGCGCUAAAGAAAUGGCGGUCAAUCCAAUUUUCGAUGAGCUAAAAAAUAAAGAUGUAUACAAACUUAAAGAAUUUAGACAACACCUAGGUAUUAUAUCGAAAGAACGUUUGGAAGCCUGUAAAACUGCUGUGUACGAGUGUCUAAGCCAGAGGGAGAAAACAAUUAUGUGCGAACAUUUAAAAUUUGCAUAUUCCACCAUAAAUUCGGUGCAAAAGGAAUUUGCCUUAUUGCAGAGUAUCGUCCACAACAGUUUAAACCAGUUAAAUGAAAUGCGAAACACUUUAUCGCAAAGUACUGUAGAAUUUCAUAAAACGAUGGUUGAUUUGUAUAUAAACGGCAGUGCACACAAUAAUUAUCUGUCACAAGAUGGAGAUUCGGCAACAUUUGUGAAUGGCACUGCUGGCUUAGCGGGCAGCAUUGACGAAUUUUUCCAGUUCCCAGUGCAAUCAUUAAUCGAAGAAGCUACGGUGCGAAUGAUGCAAAUGGAUAUAGACGAUGAUGUUAACAAGAAUAAUAAUCUCCCAGCUACCAUAUCUGAUUAGCCGACAUAUUUCGUCUUUUUCAAAACGCAUUGCUCCGAAAAUAUAAAGAGUGUUAUUUUGAUAUUAUAUAUAUUAGCUAAACUUGACUGAUUGUGAUAAUACAUUUAUUUGUGACACAUUUUAAAGUUUAUAUAAUACGCUUUAAAGUAUAUAAAUUGUGUAUAAAAGCACAGCUGCCUUGCAGUAAAAGCUAAGUAACAAAGUUUACUACCGAAUUUAAGAAUGUAAUUUAAGAUAGUCACAAAAUGAUUAGCACAUAAGCACUUUCACAAAGCCUUACUAAUUUUUUGCAACUAAACUAAAACUUAAAUCAAAGUGAUUUUAUAAAUAUCUCGUAUUUAUAAGUUAUGCCAUAUUUGAUGUCCAUAUGUUAGAAAUUGAAUAAUUUUGAAAAAAAAACCAGUCAUAUUUUGCAUUUAAGAUGCCUUUAACUUACUUAGCUUUAGUGUGAUAUAAAAUUUUACCAAAAUCUGAAGCUGUUCCACCGCCUUUGUUUCUUGUCACUUGCAAGUGUACGAAAUGUUGGGUUACACCCGAACUAAGCGCUUCCUCAUUUGUAUUUAAUAUUAAGCCAUUUUGCAUAGUGAACAAUUUAUAUGUAACUGAUCUAUUUAAGAUAAUGUUAAAGUCAAAAGUUAUUUUAAAUCUGUUACAAAUAGUGUAUGCAUAUAUUUAAGAAAAAACGUUAAUAAAGUCUAUUUGACCAAAUUACUAAGAUACUCAUUGAAA